CGCAGUCCGGGGCGGAGGCGGGAGGGACACCGACGGAAUCGCAUCGAAAGAGAAUCAGAGCGUCGCAGAGAGAGAGGGACCGUCACCGCCACCGUCACCGUCACCACCACCACGACAUCAUCAUCAACAUCAUCAACAUGGAGCCCUGGGCGGAGCUCGGGGCCGAGCGGCAGAUCUUUUACUCGGUGUUACUUUUCUCCUGGGCCGUGUACAUGUGGGAAGCGUACCUCGCCCGACGGCAGCGCAAGACUUACAGAAACACUACAUUGGUCCCAGAGGAGCUGGGGACGAUCAUGGACUCUGAAACCUUUGAGAAAUCUCGCCUCUACCAACUGGACAAAAGUACCUUUGGAUUCUGGUCUGGCCUUUAUUCUGAGACUGAAGGAACGCUGAUUCUGCUGUUGGGAGGAAUCCCUUUGCUAUGGCGAGUGUCUGGACACAUGACUGGGCGCUUUGGGUUUGGCCCUGCAUAUGAGAUAACCCAAUCCUUGGCGUUCCUAUUCCUUGCUACCUUGUUCAGUGCAGUGACUGGUCUACCCUGGAGUCUCUACAAUACGUUUGUCAUUGAGGAGAGGCAUGGCUUCAACCAGCAGACGUUGGGAUUCUUUUUUAAAGAUGCCCUGAAGAAGUUUGCAGUGACUCAGUGUAUUUUACUCCCUGUGACUUCGCUGCUUCUGUACAUCAUCAAAAUCGGUGGAGAUUAUUUCUUUAUCUACGCUUGGCUUUUCACAUUGAUCGUCUCCCUGGUACUGGUGACCAUUUAUGCUGACUACAUCGCACCAUUGUUUGAUAAAUUCACUCCACUUCCUGAAGGGGAACUGAAGGAGAGCAUCGAGAAAAUGGCCAAGAGUAUCAGCUUUCCUCUCACCAAGGUUUACAUAGUAGAGGGAUCGAAAAGAUCGUCGCACAGCAACGCCUACUUCUACGGAUUCUUUAAGAACAAGCGGAUCGUGCUGUUUGACACUCUGCUGGAGGACCACUCUCCGCUAAACAAAGGGGCUGUCGACGAGAACAGCUCUGAUGCCCCCACAGCUGCAGGGGACGGCGGUGAAGCCGAGGCAUCGGAGGCCAAGCUCAAACCCAAAAACAAGCGACAAGGUUGCAACAACCAAGAGGUUCUGGCUGUGCUCGGGCACGAGCUUGGACACUGGAAACUGGGUCACACAGUCAAGAACAUUGUCAUCAGUCAGGUGAAUUCGUUCUUUUGCUUCUUCCUGUUCGCUGUCCUCAUGGACAGAAAGGAACUCUUCUCCGCCUUCGGCUUCUACGACAGCCAGCCCACUCUCAUCGGCUUGAUGAUCAUCUUUCAGUUCAUAUUCUCGCCCUACAACGAGGUGCUGUCGUUUUGCCUGACUGUCCUGAGCAGAAGGUUCGAGUUCCAAGCUGACGCAUUCGCGAAGAACCUGGGAAAAGCGACGGAUCUGUACUCGUCCCUGAUCAAACUGAACAAGGAUAACUUAGGCUUCCCAGUCGCUGACUGGCUGUAUUCCAUGUGGCAUUACUCACACCCUCCUCUCCUGGAGAGACUCCGUGCCUUAAAGGACAAGAAAGAGGACUGAUAAUAUAUUUAAAGUAAAACGAGAGCAGGAAACGGUUUCUCUGGCCUCGGGAGGAAAUCUGACUUUUUUUUUUGAUUAAUUUUAAUUUCUCAUUCCAUUGAGGAUGCAAACUCGCAUCAAGAGAGUGAUAUUGAUGGGCAUUGCGUGAUGAUCUGAAUGCAUUUAGCUUGUGUUACCAGGGAGUGGACCAACUUGUGUUUGAGCAGUGGAGGACUGUUAUCAUACUUGAAGUUGCUGUGUUGUUGUGUUAAGAAUGCAAUAGCACUUGAAGUCGCCCAGACCUAUUUACAAACCCACCUGCCAGGCUCGGUAAUACAGACUGACAGUAACAUAUGCCGUCAGCCACAGAGAAGGAGUGCUUCCCUACAUCCAGCUCGCCUCAGUGUGGCAAUGACACCUGAAAAGAUUCCUCGGAAACUGCUUUGUGCCUGUAGUAUGUUGUGUUAGAAUUAGCGGUAAAUCACGAGUCAAUUUUAAUUUCAUAGCUUGUCUUUUUUGCUAUGCUAUCACUUGCAACUGUGCUGCGUUCCUUGACUUUGUUCCCACCCCAGUCUUUCUCUCUCUCUCUCUCUCUCUGACACAGACGUAACUAAGUCCCUUUAAGUUUUUUGAAGCUGUCCCAUCAACAGAUAAGUCGAAGUGAGCAACGAAACAUAUCCGUAACUCCAAGUUUUACACUAGUUACUACAAUCCUAAGUUUUUUUUUGUUUGAAAUCUGGCACCUGGAAAUUUUUAGCAAAUUACCUUAAGCUUCGAAAAUGGUUCUGCUGCCCUCAUUUUAUGCAAAUAGAUAGCGUGAGUGCAUUUUGUCAUCCACUUCAAUUCUGCUUUGAGCCUGGAUUCUUCUUUCUCGGAGAGAAAAACUCUCAACCUUUUGUUUGUUUAAAUGCCGCUUGCAAAUCAAAAACACAAAGUCAAUUCACUUUAUAUUUUUUACCAAAAAAGACGAGAAGGAAAGCCAGGUUAUACCUUAAAUCAGCAUUGUGAUAAACACACCUUUAUUUAGUGCCUGUGAUGUAACGUGUAUUACUUUUUUUUGAGUUUGUCUUUGUAAAAAAAAGAAGAAAAAAAUUUCAGAUGAAUUUUGUGGAUUUAAAUGAACGUGCACAUUCUGAUAAGCCGAGGACGUAUCCCAGUUCAUCUUCCUCUGUUUAUUUAAAAAAAACCUACCAAACUGCAAAAAUAUUACAAGUGUGAAAUAAAUGGCCUGAAUGGGUGGAGUUUGAGGAACA
This is a messenger RNA of Callorhinchus milii (elephant shark), 2791 nucleotides long. RefSeq names its product zinc metallopeptidase, STE24 homolog (gene zmpste24). Gene Ontology annotation, biological process: CAAX-box protein processing. Gene Ontology annotation, molecular function: metalloendopeptidase activity. Lineage: Eukaryota; Metazoa; Chordata; Chondrichthyes; Chimaeriformes; Callorhinchidae. The transcript has 10 exons. The coding region runs from base 138 to 1559 and encodes 473 amino acids. The record is from RefSeq and is a predicted model, not a curated record. Gene Ontology annotation, cellular component: endoplasmic reticulum membrane.